This is a messenger RNA of Lycium barbarum (goji berry), 2527 nucleotides long. RefSeq lists its product as uncharacterized. The transcript has 3 exons. Lineage: Eukaryota; Viridiplantae; Streptophyta; Magnoliopsida; Solanales; Solanaceae. The record is from RefSeq and is a predicted model, not a curated record. Bases 211 to 1824 code for a protein of 537 amino acids. Gene Ontology annotation, molecular function: zinc ion binding.
CUUGCCUUUCUGUUUGCAAAUUAGCUUUUUUUGUCCUUCUCCUGCUAAAAAGCUCAUUCAUCAAAGUAAUUAAUUAGAGCUCAUUUUUUGGAAUCUUGAUUUAUAUAUUCAUAUGAUUAUUGAUUGAGACACCCAUUUGAUGGGUUCCCAGAUUUUCACUUUCUGAUCUGAUCUUAACAACAAGAGGCUAGAGUUUUUCAUCUCUUGGACAUGUCAGAAGCUUCUUUGAACAUGGACCCCCCUACAGAUGAAGGGAAAAUUAGAACUGCAGCACUUGAAGAUGUGAAAUUAAAAGAAAUGGGCGAAACUAAACCAGCAGCACUUGAGGACGUGAAAUUACAGGAAGCGGAGGAAACUAAACCAGCAGCAAUUGAGGAAGUGGAACAGGACGGUGCCCUCUUCCGCUGUGAUCUAUUUGAUGCAGAAAUGGUUCAAAAGGUAGCGGAUGAAUUCCUUCCAGGAUUAGCCUCUGCCUGUAUUGACAAUACAACCGGUGGUUUGUUGAAUAGCCCUGCUUCUGUGGCUGUCGGUAUUAGAAGAGAAAUGGUGGACUAUCUUACCCAGAGAAGCGAGAUGUUUGUUGCGGAAUCUGUUGUUGGUGAAGGUGACUCAGUUGCUGAAGUGUCGGACAACCCUCAUGAUAUUAUAUCGGAUUUUAUCGAUGAUUUUGCACAGUCUAAGAGGAACUUUUUAAGUAGAGUAUCAUCAUGGAUGCUAAGUGAAAGGAGGGAGGAAAGGAUAGAUGAUUUUGUACAAGAAAUGGAAAUAAACGGCUUUUGGUUGAUGGCGAGGAGGAUAGCAGUGGCACAAACAGUGAUAAGAAAUAUCGACUUCAAGAACACUUAUCACUGUCCUAUGAAGUUUAAAUCCGAAGAAGAACUAACGAAACAUAUCUCCUCGUGCAGUUUCAGGGAAUUGAACUGUGAAAACGAAGGAUGUAAUGCUCGAUUUAGUGCAGCUCAGCUGGAACUGCAUGACUCGACUUGUCCUUUCAAAAUACUUCAAUGCGAGCAGAAAUGCCCAGAAAUGCUCAUGAGGCGCGAUAUGGACAGGCACUGUAUAACUGUAUGUCCAAUGAAGCUUGCUAACUGCCCCUUCUAUCCAGUAGGCUGUGUAUCUACUAUUCCUCAAUGCAAAACAGACCAACACCGUCUCGAGAAUCUUCAGUCGCACUUAAUUUGCAUCUUAAAACUUAUUCACAAGGAAGCAUCUUUCGAGGCUUUGAAGAAAAGGGCUGAACAAUUGUUGGAGGCAUCAUCACCUGGACGGCUAGCAGCUGCUCGUGAUGCAAGAUCAUUAACAGUUGCGAUCAAGAGUAUUGAUGCAAAGCUCGGACCCUUAGAAGUUGAGGAAAAUACAGAGGUCAAUGCAGAGGGCGCUGAGUUGAAAGACAGAGAAGAGGAUAGCACCGAUCAAUCCGCCAAAAAGGAUUGUACUAUAGACUUGUCACAUAAUGAUGAACAAUCUCCAGACAUACCGAAGAGUCAGCAAAAUUCCACAGCUUCACAAAACAAAAUAGAGUCACCUGACAAAUCAGAGAAAGUUGUGGAACCGACAGUUAAAACAGAUUCAUCUACAAAUGAACACUGUGAGAAAGAAGACUCGAGAGAUCAACUCCAUAACAAAAAUAAGAGCCCAGAACCUCUAAUAGAAAAUGAUGGUUUGAAAUCACCUGACAAAAGUGAAGAGUCUCUGAGCCCAUCCCAAAAACAUCAAGAUUUCACAACUUCAGCCUACAAAUUGGAGUCAUCCAAAAGUGAAGAGUCUCCCAAGUUGCCUGAGAAGAAUCACGAUUUAAUAGUUUCUGAAGAGAAAAAGGAGUGACAUGCCAAAACUAAGAACUUGGUGGAACAAAUGAAUCUCUGGCCACUAUAGACAAAUUGGCACCUGACUAAGGAAGAUUUAACAGAAUCAAUGUUGGAAAAGGUAAACAGCCAAAAAGUCGCCUAUAGAAAGAAAUUGCAUGUGUAGCCACCAAAUGAGAAGUAGAUCAAACAAUUUUUGAGGUUACUGAACAGAUGGUCAUUUUCUAAAUGGGAGACUUGAGCACUUUCCAAUUUAGAAGAGUAACUCCGACUCUCAGGCUGGAAGAUGGAAGACAAAAAGUAAGUACAUUGUUUCAAGAUUGUCUUUUUUUCAAAUCUGAGCUGGAGCAAGGACAUAGCAUAGGAGAUGGACAAGAUUUUUUUUUUCCAUGAAGUAGAUAAAGUCACAUACCAGUUUUCAUCUUCUUCAUAUUUCAGUGGGCAAUCCCUUCGAUCCUUCAAAAUGGCAUAGUUUUGAUUUUAAAUUCUUUUUUCAUCUUCGUACAUUGAUCUUACGACGACUUUGUCAUCUUUUUAGCCUUUUAAGUGUUAUUUAAUUGAUAGAUAUAAACAUUUUUCUAGUAUAAAGGAUAACAAGCUGGUUUUCGCUUGCCUUGUAAUUUCAUUUACCCUAUGUAAAAGACAUUUAUGUUUUUCGCUGGUAUUGAUUGGCAUUAAUUUGACUUUCACUCCCAUCAAAUGCAUACCCCUUUCUCGCUCUA